This is a messenger RNA of Spea bombifrons (plains spadefoot toad), 3689 nucleotides long. RefSeq names its product unc-51 like autophagy activating kinase 1 (gene ULK1). Lineage: Eukaryota; Metazoa; Chordata; Amphibia; Anura; Pelobatidae. Gene Ontology annotation, biological process: peptidyl-serine phosphorylation; protein autophosphorylation; axon extension. The transcript has 28 exons. Gene Ontology annotation, molecular function: protein serine/threonine kinase activity; ATP binding. Bases 497 to 3649 code for a protein of 1050 amino acids. Gene Ontology annotation, cellular component: autophagosome; cytoplasm. The record is from RefSeq and is a predicted model, not a curated record.
UGUAAUAGAAGCAGCUGCAGACCGAUCGGGUGUUCUUCACCUCCAUCCAGACAGGGAAGGCCUAAACAAACCGAGUCAGUAACUAUUAGGCUGGACAGUGACAAGCUACGGUGGGAACGGAUGACAUUCCAGGUUGCAUCAGCCUUGUAACAGCUCCUUAUUAUGGGUUUCAUCAACCACUUUAAAGGAGGGGGACUCGAUUUCUGUCCACUGUGGUAGGGGAUCUGCCACCCACCCCACCUACACUGCCCUCACCUCACUUUUAUGCCCAUUAACAUGCAUCAAGGAGGCUCAAAGAGCCGGGAGCAACAGCCAAUGCAAGUGGCAUCCAGGAGUGUGAUCCUCAGCUGCAGGGAGGUUGACAGAAGAGCAGCCUUACUGUUCCAGCUGGUCCCCAGCUCUUGAUUCGGACUGUAUUUUAAAGACCACCUUUACUAAGUUAUUAUUCAUUAAAACCCCCGGCCACCCUGAUACCGAUCGGAUCCUGGAGCUGAAGAUGGAGUCGGUGGGGAAUUUUGAGUUCAGUAGGAAGGACCUGAUCGGACAUGGAGCCUUUGCUGUUGUUUUUAAAGGCAGACACAAAGAGAAACAAGAUUUGGAGGUUGCUGUAAAAUGCAUCAACAAGAAAAACCUGGCGAAAUCUCAGACCCUUUUGGGGAAGGAGAUAAAAAUUCUAAAGGAGCUGAAACAUGAAAACAUUGUUGCUCUGUAUGAUUUCCAGGAGUUGGCCAAUUCAGUGUACCUCGUUAUGGAGUAUUGUAACGGUGGGGACCUGGCUGAUUACCUUCAUACUAUGCGGACACUAAGUGAGGACACCAUCCGGCUAUUCCUUCAGCAAAUAGCAGGAGCCAUGAAGAUGUUACACAGCAAAGGUAUCAUCCAUCGAGACCUGAAGCCACAAAACAUCCUCUUGUCCUGUGCAGGAGGGCGCAGACUGAACCCUAAUAAUAUCCGAAUUAAAAUUGCUGAUUUUGGAUUUGCAAGAUACUUGCAGAACAACAUGAUGGCAGCUACUCUCUGUGGAUCCCCUAUGUACAUGGCUCCUGAGGUCAUCAUGUCUCAACAUUAUGAUGCCAAGGCUGACCUGUGGAGCAUUGGUACUAUCAUAUACCAGUGCCUGACUGGCAAGGCUCCAUUCCAGGCCAGCAGUCCCCAAGACCUUCGUCUGUUCUAUGAGAAAAACAAGAACCUCACACCAAACAUCCCAAGGGAGACUUCAUGUCACUUAAAGCAACUACUUUUAGGACUUCUACAACGGAAUCAGAAGGAUCGUAUGGAUUUUGAAGAGUUUUUUCACCAUCCAUAUUUGGAUGCAGGCUCCUCCAUGAAGAAAUCUGCUCCAGUGGCAAUGCCCUCUUACCCCAGUUCAGGUUCUGGAAGCUCUUGCAGCAGCUCUUCCACAUCACACUUGGCAUCACCCCCACAAUCCCUGGGAGAAAUGCAGCAGCUACAGGAGAAAGCAUUGGUCUCUCCCACCCCUGAUUCUCCAGGAUAUCUCCAAGGUUCUAAAGAGUCAGCGGGAAGCAGCAGCAAGAACUCUUCAUGUGACACAGACGAUUUUGUCAUGGUUCCAGCACAGUUCCCAAGUUCUCAAGGUGAUAUUGCAGAGGGAGCUACAGGCAAGCCUAUCCAGGAUACGUUAAUGUACAGUGGCUCUUUGCUGACAUCCACUGGCCUGGACAGUCGAGCUCGAACCCCUUCCCCGACGCUUCCAUACAGCUCCUCCCCCAGUCCAUCCAGACCAUCCCAGACAUCUAGCAGCAGAUAUGGUCAGUCAGUUCCCAUUCCUGUCCCAACUCAGGUCCACAAUUAUCGGCGAAUUGAGCAGAACCUGCAGUCACCCAAUCAGUACACACCACCCAGGUCUGGUGUUGUUCGGAAAUCGAGUAGUAGCAGUCCCCUCAAUUUCAUGAGAGCCGGCACAUCUCCUCCAUUCCCAAUAGAGACCGCCUCUGCACCCACAACAAGGAGGCUUUCAUUUGGCGGGGCUAAGCCAUACACCCCCUCUCCUCAAGUUGGAACUAUCCCUGAGCAGCCUGGGAGGAACGUGAGUUCAAGCCCAACGGGGCCAGAGCAUCGAAACAGAAGCCCUGUGUAUGGAAUUCCAGUCCCUGCACAGAGUUCUCGUGGGAUGGGAUCACGUCUCCACAGUGCACCUAAUCUCUCAGAUGUACAGCCAUGCAAGCAGAAAAUCAAAAAGCAGUACUCCGAUCCUGUAAUGCCCCAGGAUGUUCAUUCUCAACCCAGUCAAUUUCAGCAACUCCACAACCUGCAGUCGAACCGUCCUCUCAGGUCCUCCCCUAAACUUUCCGAGUUUAUGCAAAGAAGCCCACUACCUACUAUACUGGGGUCACCCACUAAGAGCAUUACCCCGUUUGAGUUUCCAAGAGGUUCCAGUUCCCAGAACUUGUUGACUCUCCUAACCCACCAGGGAGUAAUGGUUCCUCCUACCCGUAAUAGGACGCUCCCUGACCUGAAAAACAUUGGUCAUUUCACCUGCCAACAAGCUGGCUUAGGGCUGCUUCCUGUGGAGGAAAUGAAAGGCCCGUUUGGCAGAUCUGUUAGCACUGGCAGACUCACAGACCUCUUAUUAAAAGCCGCGUUCGGGACACAGGCACCCGAAAUUGGCAGCAAUGACAGCCUCAAUACAGAGAAACCUAUGGAAAUAGCAGCUCCCUUAAUUGGUUUUGGCGGUACUCUGCAUUGUGGGACACAAGCUGGGGGCUCUAUCAGCCCAUCUCCAGUGGUCUUCACGGUUGGUUCUCCUCCUGAUGGCUCAACACCUCCCCAAACCACACGGACACGGCUGUUUUCAGUGGGAUCGUCCAGCUCCCAGAGUCCUGUAUGUUCAUUCACUGGUAGACAUCUUAUGGUUGGAGCUGGUGGGGAAGCUUUUGAAGCUCCAUCAAGUCUCAGGUGUGCCUUCCCUGACCAAGCUACCAAUGUUGAAGGAGUGGUGAUGUUUGAAGUUCCAGAGUUACCCGAAGAGACUCUGAUGGAGCAGGAGCACACCGACACGCUGCGCAGCCUGAGGUUCACGCUGGCCUUCGCCCAGUCUGUCAUCGAGAUUGCAAUUCUCAAAGGGAGCUCAGUGGAUGUAAAUGCUUCAGUGACUUCAGAAUACCAGAUGCAAGAGAGUGUUGUUGCUGAUCAAAUCAGUCUGCUGAGCCGAGAAUGGAGUUACGCAGAACAGCUGGUACUCUACCUCAAGGCGGCAGAACUUCUUUCCUCUGGUUUACAGACUGCCAUGGAGCAAGUCAAGUCAGGCAAAUUGUGCCUCUCCUCCACAGUAAAACAGGUUGUGAAGAAGCUAAAUGAGCUGUACAAAUCCAGCGUGUCUUCAUGCCACUGCCUGAACUUACAGCUCCAGAAGUUCUUUGCUGACAAGCAAAAGCUGAUGGAUCGAAUCAACAGCAUCACUGCAGAGAGACUGAUCUUUAGCUAUGCUGUCCAGAUGGUGCAGUCAGCAGCCUUGGAUGAGAUGUUUCACCACCGAGAGGACUGUAUUCAUCGAUACCAUAAAGCUCUGCUUCUUAUGGAUGGAUUGCUAAAUUACAUGACCGAGCAAGCUGACGUAGACAACAUCACCAAGUGCAAACUUUGCAUUGAGCGCAGACUGUACGCACUACAGAAUAGCAUUUGUGCGUAAGUCCAGCUGCUCUUCAGACUCCAGCCCUUGUUCUGGCUUU